This is a messenger RNA of Micropterus salmoides (largemouth bass), 1096 nucleotides long. RefSeq names its product histone H2A.J-like. NCBI's taxonomy places the organism in Eukaryota, Metazoa, Chordata, Actinopteri, Centrarchiformes, Centrarchidae. Gene Ontology annotation, cellular component: nucleosome. The record is from RefSeq and is a predicted model, not a curated record. Gene Ontology annotation, molecular function: protein heterodimerization activity; DNA binding; structural constituent of chromatin. The transcript has a single exon. The annotation marks the transcript as partial.
AGGCUGCUGCGCAAAAGCAACUAUGCGGAGCGUGUCGGUGCCGGAGCCCCCGUCUACCCGCCGGCGGUGCUGGAGUACCUGACCGCUGAAAUCCUGGAGCUGGCUGGAAAUGCUGCCCACAACAACAAGACCAGGAUCAUCCCCCAUCACCUGCUGCUGGCCGUCCGCAAUGAUGAGGAGCUCAAGCUGCUGGGCAGAGUGACCAUCGCUCAGGGUGGCUCUCAGGGAAGCUCUCUUUGUGGUCCUUUGGAGACGCCGAAGGGGAAGGCGAGCCGGCGCACUGGUUAAACUGAGACAGCGGGGUUUUCACUCAGUGAAACUCAGGCAGCUUUGUCAGACCAAAGAGGGGGCCUUUAGAAGUAGGAACAGAGUCCUGGACAUCAGGCCAGGAACACUCUGACUAAAGAGGUCAAAGCAGCAAAGAGAUGUUACGCUGAAAAGCUAGGAAACAGCUUCACGGCCAGCAACCCUGCGUCAGUGUGGGAAGGCCUGCGGACACUCACUAACUACAGGAGACUAUCCCCCAAAACUGCUGGUACUAAACGACUGGCUGACGAGCUGAAUGGUUUCUAUUGUAGGUUUGAGAAGCCCACAGUCACACCUCUCCCCAACUCAAACACCAUCUUCAGUUACCGUCCCCAACUACCACGCUCUCAUCCUCCUUCUCCGACCCCUCACCUGCAUUCAUGAUCUGUCUUCCAGAGACAGAAGAUUAGGAAGGCUCCUGACCCCAAAAAAAUCUGGGCUGACCAGCUGGCCCCCAUCUUCACUCAGAUAUUCAACAGAUCACUGGAGCUGUCCCAAUAAACUUGUGAUCAGACAGAAAACCACAGCAUAGACUGUGUUCAUUGUUAGUUGUGAGCUAGCUAGCAACAGAUGCCACAACUAAGUUUGUGUUUUUAGUUCAGCCUCUGAAUGAUCUCUGAACUCUGCAGAAACUGCACUUAUUUCUCUCCUAUUUCCUCUCUGUAUGUUUAUCAAGCUUCAGGAUCAGCCUGAAUUAAUUUCUUUGCAUCAGGCUGCAUUUGGAGAAUUUGUCAAUUUUGACAUAAACUUUGAAUAAUUGGCUUUGCAUUUUGCCCAAACAGACAGUCAG